GUACGUGCGGCGGCCAUAUUUUUCUACCGUUCUUCAAGGGUAUCUGAAGGCACAGGGCUAGACGACAUGUACCGAUUUGCUAAAGCUGCUGUGAACAUCACGGGUCAGGCUGCCAGGCAGGUGAGGCAUGGAUCCACGGCUCCUCAGAACUUCCACACCAAGUACGGCACCGGCCUGAUGAUCGGCGGAGCUGUCUUCUGCACAGCUGUUUGGUCAUAUGUGCUGACUCAGACUGGAAUCACCUGGAAUCUGUCGCCAGUUGGGAAGGUCAUGCCCAAACCUUGGAGAGAGUCCGAGGAGGAGUGAAGAGCUGUCAUGACGGACCUUUGUCCCUCCUAAUAAACCUUUGGUUGUACAGAUGAAUAACAGUGAAUGCCUGUGUUAAUUCCAACAUGUUAUUUUGUCCAAUAAAUUAAGUGUAAUUCUA
This is a messenger RNA of Plectropomus leopardus (leopard coralgrouper), 427 nucleotides long. It is a transcript of the gene cox7b, whose product is annotated as cytochrome c oxidase subunit 7B. NCBI's taxonomy places the organism in Eukaryota, Metazoa, Chordata, Actinopteri, Perciformes, Serranidae. Gene Ontology annotation, biological process: mitochondrial electron transport, cytochrome c to oxygen. The record is from RefSeq and is a predicted model, not a curated record.